Molecule: messenger RNA, 1258 nt
Organism: Salvelinus sp. IW2-2015
Lineage: Eukaryota; Metazoa; Chordata; Actinopteri; Salmoniformes; Salmonidae
Product: dnaJ homolog subfamily C member 8
Cellular component (GO): nucleus
Source: RefSeq, a predicted model, not a curated record
AUUGUGACGUCAGAUGAAUGAAGCCUUAGCCAAGAUGGCGGCUGCUGGAGGAGAGCCCUCUACCCAGAGUGGUCCGGAUGAUUUGUUCAAUCAUUUCUACACAGAGGUAAAGCAGAUAGAGAAAAGAGACUCUGUGCUAACCUCGAAGCAGCAAAUAGACAGGCUGCUCAGACCUGGGUCAUCCUACUUCAAUUUAAACCCGUUUGAGGUGUUACAAAUUGAUCCAGAGGCGACAGAUGAGGAGUUGAAGAAGAGGUUCAGAGCGUUGUCCAUCUUGGUCCAUCCAGACAAGAACCAGGAUGAUCCAGACAGAGCACAACUAGCCUUUGAAGCUGUGGACAAGGCAUACAAAAACUUGCUGGACCCAGAACAGAAGAAGAGGGCAGUUGAUGUGAUCCAAGCAGGAAGGGAAUAUGUAGAGCAUAAUAUGAAAGAGAAGAAGAAACAGCUGAAGAAGGAUGGGAAGCCUCAAUUCUUGGAGGAGGAUGACCCAGAAAUGUUCAGACAGGCGGUGUACAAGCAGACUAUGAAGCUGUUUGCAGAGCUUGAAAUCAAGAGGAAGGAGCGGGAAGCCAAGGACAUGCAUGAAAGGAAAAGGGCAAGAGAGGAAGAGAUUGAGACGGCAGAGAAAGCUAAGCGAGAGAGGGAAUGGCAGAAAAACUUUGAGGAAACAAGGGAUGGGCGAGUGGACAGUUGGAGGAGUUUCCAGGCAGGCAAAAGCAAGGCUAAAAAAGAGAAGAAACCCCGGUCCUUCCUGAAGCCUCCUAAAGUCAAGAUGGAGCAGAGAGAGUGACGUCUGAGAUGUGAGGGUUAAGGAUACUACCGAAAGGCUACAUCCCGAUUAUUCACCCUUUUCCAGAAGUGCGUACUUGCAUACUCCACAUGAUGUUUAAAAGCAUAUGAGUGGUGUGUAAGCAUCGGCUGGAGGGAGUUUCCACCAUUGUAAAAAUUCCACCAUAGCAAGUGUACACUUCGGGAGAAGGAUGGAGAAUCGAGAUUCAGCCCAACAUUCUUACUUACACUUGACAGUGCAUCCACCCUCCUGAGAAAUGUAGUUUUGUGCUCGUUUUUUUUAUGUACAUAAUUGUGAUCUGCAACCUCCAUGGGACCAUCACACUUACUGGCCUCAAUCAAAGUAGAAAAGAUGACAGGAAAUCUUCAAUUUCUGUAACCACCUUAGUUUGACUGGACUUUUUGUGCUGUAUUUUUUUUWGAUUUUUUUUWACCUUUAAAUAAAAGCUUGUUUGUAACAAGCCAA